GUACUAUCCAAUAAGUAGAAGAGAAGAAGAUAGACGUUAUUCAUUAAAAUCUAAUGAAUGAUCAUUAUGAAAUACUCUCUUCGCAAAUAAUUCAAGAAGAGGAAGAUUUCUUCUUUGAUGAUGACGAUGAAAAUGAUAAUGAUGAUUCUAUUUCAAUGACAUAUCCUGAUGAGCAGCAAAAUAAUAAAGAUCAAGUUAAUGACAGUAAAGAUGAUUCCUUUAAGCGUCUUCUUGCUGGUCCUUCGGUGAAUAAGGCUGGUUUAGAAGGUGUUGACAAAGAUAAAGUGAAUAGUAUCAUCUAUGAAGCAUCUAAAGGGUCAGCAUUUUUUGAAAGAGAGAAAAAGAGAGACAUGGCAGUAACAAAACGUAUCAAUACUAUAUUAGCCAAAUACGAACUGAUAAAAAAUCACGACUUAACAUUUGAAAGAAACAUAGUUGAUAACAUGAUUGAAGAUCUUGAAACUAAAACUCGUGAUCUAACACAAUGCAUUUGUCAUAUGGAUAUGGAUGCCUUUUAUGCCUCUGUAGAAGAAUUGGAAAAUCCAGAGUUGAAAAAGAUACCAAUGGCAGUGGGUGGCAUGUCGAUGCUUUGCACAAGUAACUACUUGGCACGUCAAUAUGGAGUUAGAAGUGCCAUGCCAGGGUUUAUUGCCCUAAAGUUAUGCCCUCAAUUGAAAAUAAUUCCUCUUCACUUUCCAAAAUAUCGUGCUGCAUCAAAUAAGAUAAGAGCUGUUUUUGAGAAAUAUGAUCCUCAUUACUUGCCAAUGAGUUUAGAUGAGGCUUACUUGAAUUUAACAGAAUAUCUGAAAACAACUGAAUUGACACCAAGUGAGUUAGUGGAGCAAAUAAGACAUGAAAUAUUUGAAGCAACACAAUUAACAGCUAGUGCAGGAAUUGCUUGCAAUCGAAUGCUAGCUAAAGUGUGUAGUGAUAUUAAUAAGCCCAAUGGACAAUAUUAUUUACCAAUGGAUAGAGCUUCUAUUAUGUCCUUUGUAAAAGAUCUUCACGUAAGAAAAAUCCCCGGAGUAGGACGAGUAACAGAACGUGUUCUUGAAGCUCUAAAUGUGAAAACUUGCGGAGAUAUUUAUCCUCAUCGUGCAAUACUUUAUAAACUUCUUAGCCCUUCCAGUUUUCAAUUUAUGCUAAAAAGCUAUUUGGGCAUUGGUUCCACUUCCGUCAAUAAUGAAGUAGAAAGAAAAAGUGUUAGUGUUGAACGUACCUUUUCGUCUAUGUCUGAUCCUAUUGAGUUAUUCAAUAAAGUUAAAGAAUUAUCACAGCUUCUUGAAAAAGAUUUAGAAAAAUUAGGAUAUAUGGGAAGGAAUGUAGGUAUAAAAUUAAAGUCGGUUACUUAUGAAGUUCGAAUUCGUUCAAAAACAUUUCCUUCCUAUAUAUGGAAAGCAAAAGAUAUUGAAAGGAUAGCAAAAGAAUUGUUGAUCAAGGAACUUCCAGUGAAUAUCCGAUUAAUGGGAAUUCGUAUAUCCACGAUAAAACCGAGAGGGAACGAAGAUGAGAGUGUUAUGAAGUACUUUACUAAGCUUACUUCUCAGUCAGAUGAUAAUGAUCAAAUAAAGCAACAACAGAGUAUAGAAAAAUCAACUAACACAACCAAGUUAAUACACAAUAAACAGUACGAGCAAAUUGGCAGUAAUAAAAAUAAUACCCCACAUAGGAUGAUAGAAGAAAGAAGCAAAAUGACAUUGCCUGCACUAUUAAUGCUACCUACUUCUUCAUUCCAAAUAUGCCCCAUUUGUAAUUGUCAAAUUGCUACGGAAGAUAAUUCAGAAUUAAAUCAACAUAUAGAUAUAUGUUUGAGUAAAGUGGAAGUUAAAGCCAUUUUGAAAGAUCAAAGAAAACGAUUAGAAUCAUCAAGUAAGCCUAAUCCUCAACAAACUCCUAAAAAACGUAUAAAAAGGUAAUCUACUCUACUUUUUUUACUUUAUUUUUUGGAGAAAAAAAAAAAAAAGAAAAGAAA
Molecule: messenger RNA, 1972 nt
Organism: Cokeromyces recurvatus
Lineage: Eukaryota; Fungi; Mucoromycota; Mucoromycetes; Mucorales; Mucoraceae
Exons: 8
Coding region: 54-1916 (620 amino acids)
Biological process (GO): error-prone translesion synthesis
Cellular component (GO): nucleus
Molecular function (GO): DNA-directed DNA polymerase activity; damaged DNA binding
Source: RefSeq, a predicted model, not a curated record